CUCCUUCUCAUUCGUUCUCGAUCCGAAGACAAAACCCCGAUCACAGAGAAAACCUAAAAACAUACGCAACAAAGAAAACAAAGGAGAGGAGGAAAGGAAGGAAAAGAGAGAGAGAGGGAGAGAAAAUGCAGGGAGGCGAAGAUGUGAGCAUCGAGGAGCUCGCCUCGAAUCUCUCAACCUACAAGGAUCAGCUCCAUCAGGUUAGGAAACUUCUGAUCGAUGAACCUGGGAACUCAGAAUAUGCUGAUAUGGAAAAGGAGCUGGAAGAGGUCAUCGCACUUACGGAAGAACUCUUAGCUACUGCAAAGCAUAAUGAAGAAUCUGAUCUGGUGACCCAACAUAAUGCAGAUGCAUCUCCCGAGCAGGAGCCGUUUAGUAGAAUUUCACAGUUAAACACCGUAUCAAGUAAAUAUGAGAGGUUUUCUGUUGGCACUAAAGUCCAAGCUGUUUGGAGUGAAGAUGGGGAGUGGUAUGAUGCGACCGUCGACGCUAUUACUCCUAAUGGUACUUACUAUGUUGCCUAUGAUGGAUGGGGAAACAAGGAGGAGGUGGAUCCUGGCAAUGUGAGACCGAUCCAAGAAGGUGAUGUGAAUCCCUUGCUAGAAGCUGAAAGGGAAGCUGAAGCUACCAAGCAAGCCAUCAAACGAAAGAUUGCACAAGCAGCUGUUUCUGACUUCCAAUCUCAAAGCUUACCUGCAAAACUUCGUAUUGAUCCCAAUGAUCCCGAAGAUGUGAGAGCUGCUAAACGCAAGAAGAUACAUGCUUUCAAGUCAAAAGUUCGUUUUGAGAAACUUGAAGUUACGCAAAACAAGCGGCAAAAUGCUUGGCAACAGUUUCAAGAUACAAAAGGGAAAACUAAGAAGGUUGGUUUCUUUUCAGGACGCAAGCGAGAGAGCAUCUUCAAGUCUCCGGACGAUCCAUAUGGUAAGGUUGGAGUAACUAAUAGUGGGAAAGGGUUGACUGAUUUCCAGAGGAGGGAGAAAUACUUGCAACUCAAGGGUGCAAACAUGGAUAAUGAGGAUCAGGAAUAGAAUGCUUGCAGCCAUGUAACUUCGUAUACUAGUUAAGAAUGAAGCCAUUGAAUAUUUCAUCACCAUGUUUUACUCUGUGGAGCCCGGAAGUGAGAUCUGAUUUGUGUGCGAAAUUGCGGCUCUGUAUAGUAUUUUUGGUGCCUUGUCGAUAACUUUUUUUUUCCCGUUGAUGUUGUUGAUUCCAAACCUAAUCAAUCUAAUGCGGAGAAACUUUUAUACAAGCGAAGUUCUUGA
Asparagus officinalis (garden asparagus) is the source of this 1265-nucleotide messenger RNA. RefSeq names its product survival of motor neuron-related-splicing factor 30-like. The record is from RefSeq and is a predicted model, not a curated record. Lineage: Eukaryota; Viridiplantae; Streptophyta; Magnoliopsida; Asparagales; Asparagaceae. Gene Ontology annotation, cellular component: nucleus; cytoplasm. The transcript has 8 exons. Gene Ontology annotation, molecular function: RNA binding. Gene Ontology annotation, biological process: mRNA processing. The coding region runs from base 126 to 1031 and encodes 301 amino acids.